Saprolegnia diclina VS20 is the source of this 433-nucleotide messenger RNA. RefSeq lists its product as hypothetical. Bases 86 to 277 code for a protein of 63 amino acids. Gene Ontology annotation, molecular function: corrinoid adenosyltransferase activity. NCBI's taxonomy places the organism in Eukaryota, Oomycota, Saprolegniomycetes, Saprolegniales, Saprolegniaceae. The record is from RefSeq and is a predicted model, not a curated record. The transcript has a single exon.
AUUGAGUUCGGCCGGCAAAAGCAAAAUCCGCCGCGCCCAGUUUGACCCGAUCAACGUCACGCUGCUCGAAAACUGGAUCGACGAAAUGGACGAGCAUCUCGAGCCGCUGCGCAACUUCAUUUUGCCGAGCGGUGGCGGCUUGACGUCGUGCCACUUGCACGUCGCGCGGGCAGCGUGCCGCCGGGCCGAGCGCCGCGUCGUCUCGAUUGGCGCCGACGAAACGGACCCGGCCGUUGCGCCGCGGUCGACGAUGCCGCAGCGCUGUCGCCCGUCGUGAUCGUCGUCCCGGCGGCAGCACCGAUCCUCAACUUUCCGCCGGCCGGCACGCCCGUGCGCUUCUUCGGAAUCUACGUGGGCAACCGCGUCGACCCCGCGUACCAAGUGCAGCUUAUCUCCGACCGAUACACGGGAGCUUCCAGCACUGGGGCUACCG